AUGUUGGAAACAGAUACCAAAGACGAGUUCAUUUUCAAAGAGGUCCAAGAAUUUUUCGAGGAGAAACAGACCCCGCAGACCAAUAUAGUUGCCUGUGCAAUAAAUGGGGCACCGUCGAUGACAGAUCUUUUCACAAAGUUCAACCAGGUCAACUUGCAGCUGCAGGGGGAUGACACCAACCUGAUCAAGGCAAAAUCCAUGCUUUCGUCAUUCUUGUCGAAAUUGGAAAUGUUCCACCGAAACAUUGGCAGAAGAGAAUUUGCUCAGUUUCCUAGCUUGACGGAGACAUUGCAAGAAGGGCGGGUUUCUGACGAGGAACUAGAAAUAUAUACCAACCACCUCAGAGAUUUGCAUGCUGAUAUAAAGACAAUGUUUACUGAUAUCUUUUAA
This is a messenger RNA of Aplysia californica (California sea hare), 390 nucleotides long. RefSeq names its product zinc finger BED domain-containing protein 5-like. NCBI's taxonomy places the organism in Eukaryota, Metazoa, Mollusca, Gastropoda, Aplysiida, Aplysiidae. The transcript has 2 exons. Bases 1 to 390 code for a protein of 129 amino acids. The record is from RefSeq and is a predicted model, not a curated record.